CAGAUGUGAAACAGACACCUUCACACUUGUUCUUCAGACAGCACAGCGUCAACUGAAACACACUGACACAAGACGCAAAGUAAAGACCAUGAAGGUUCUUGUGGUGUUUGCACUUGCUGUAUUUACAGGUUGCCAGGCCAACUUGUUUUAUGCUGAUGAGCCCAAGCCACAGCUGGAGCAGCUGACAGAUGCUUUCUGGAGCUAUGUUUCAAAGGCAACGCAAACCGCAGAGGAAACCAUCAAGAUGAUCAGGUCUUCCCAACUGGGACAGGAAGUCAAUGCUAGACUGACCCAGAGUGCCGAUAUGGCCAGCGAAUACGCCGUCACCCUAAAGAAACGAAUGGAUCCUCUGACUGAAGAGUUGAUGACCAAAAUCACCAAGGAGGCUGAAGUGUUGAGGGAGCGUCUGGGCCAGGACUUGUCCAGCGUGAGAGACAAACUGGAGCCCUAUGCUGACAACCUCAAGAGCCAGAUCCAGCAGAGAGUUGAGGAGCUCAGGACGGCCAUGGCUCCAUAUGCAGACAUGGAUUCUGAGACCCUGAAGGCCACUCUGCUUCAGAAGAGCGAGGAGCUCCGAGGAAACCUGGAGCAGAGCGUGAAGGAGCUGCAGGCUCAGCUGGAGCCGUACACUACUGACAUCAAGGAGAAAGUGGACCAGCGUCUCCAGGAGUUCCAGAAGACCGUGACCCCCCUGACUGAGGAUCUUCAGGCCCAGAUUAGAGAGAGAGCCCAGAUGGUCCAGCAGAGCCUCACACCAUACGCUGAAGACCUGAAGGAAAAGCUGGACCCCUACGCACAGGACCUGCAGGCUCAGCUCACCGCUCUGUACGAGUCCUUCACCAAGAGAAACUAGAUGCUACCAAUAGACUUUUACCAAAUGCUGCUAAUGUAAUUAGAUUUUAGAUUCAGUUCAAUGUGAAAGUAUGUUCACUGUCUGUGGUUAACACUAACAACUGCAGCUGACCUUACAGUGACCUGAUGGAAGUAUUUAUUAACAGCCAUGUAACAAAACAAAAAGGUCCAAUUAAAUAUGUGCAUCUGUUUUAA
Molecule: messenger RNA, 1047 nt
Organism: Labeo rohita (rohu)
Lineage: Eukaryota; Metazoa; Chordata; Actinopteri; Cypriniformes; Cyprinidae
Product: apolipoprotein A-I-like
Exons: 4
Coding region: 89-853 (254 amino acids)
Biological process (GO): positive regulation of lipid biosynthetic process; cholesterol homeostasis; phospholipid efflux
Cellular component (GO): extracellular region; high-density lipoprotein particle; blood microparticle
Molecular function (GO): phosphatidylcholine-sterol O-acyltransferase activator activity; cholesterol binding; phospholipid binding
Source: RefSeq, a predicted model, not a curated record